AUGUUCGGCCCGAAGAGAGGACCGCCGAAGGCGGUGCCGAUGCGCCGCAAAGGCCAACCCGCGCCGGUCGUGAGGAUAACCAAGGAGGAGGCCGAGCGCCUGAAGCAGCAGAAGUACCUCGACGAGCUCGCCAAAGAGGUGGACAGGAACACGGACCUGUUCGAGCGCGAGCGCGCGGCGCUGGAACGCCUCGAGCGCGAGCGCGGGGCGCGUCCGGGGAGCGAGCUCGAUCCGCCCCCGCCCGGCGCGUUCCCCGGCGCGAGCGGCGACGACGUGUACGACGACGUCGACGCGCGCCGCCGCGAGUACGCCCACGCGGAAAUCCCCGGUCUGGAAGCGCACGUCCCCACGAGCGAGGAGCGGCGCAAGUUCCCGUCGUGGGAGGACGACGCGACGCUCGGGCGCGCGUCCGUCGCGGACGACGCGCGAUUCGCGGAAGAAGAGAUCACCGGACCCCCACAACCAAACGCCGCAAACGCCGCGUAUCAUCCCGGCGCGUUCCCCGGGCACCUCGACGCGAUCAACGCCGAGUACGGCGACGCGAUAUCGCGCGCGGCUGCCGCGCGCGCGUCGUUCGCGGGCACCGGACGGGAUCCGAUGCUCGUGGACCCCCGCGCCGCGGCGGAGGCGUCGGCGAAGGAAGCGCGAAACGCCGAGUUCCGAGACGCGCUCGACGCGCAAGUCGCCGCGAAAGCGGAAGCGCGGAGACGCGCGGAGCUCGCGAACCGGCAGCUCGACGACGUCGCGUACGACCCGUGGGGCAAGGGCGGCGGCGGCGCGCCUUUACGCGACGCUCGCGGCGAACUCUACGCGGAUCUCCGCGGGGUGGACAUCCACGCGGGGAACAUGCCUCAGAACGUCUCCUCGCCGACGCGCGCGCGCGCCGCGCGUCCCUCCGUCGUCGUCCCGGACGGCACGCACAGGGACGCCAUGAUCGGCGUGCCGCGACGCGGCGUGAACCCCGGGCACGGGGAGUACUCCUCGCCGAUGCAACGCGCCGGCGGCGGCCCGAGCUCGUUUCGCAUCGGCGGCCGCGGCGAGCGGCAGCGGCAGCAGCUCAUCGCGGACCUCGACGAGCAAGUCAGGCUCAAGAAGGAAGCCGCGCGCAUACAGAAGCUGAAGGAGGAGAUCGAAGACGCGAAGAUCGACCGAAGGAUCCAACAGGUGAUCGAAGAGGAGCGUCGCAUCCUCGCGUUGAAGGCGGAGUCCCCGGUGAUCAACCCUCAGAGCGGGAACACCGGCGUCGAGGGCGGCGUCCUCGCGCCGCCCCUUGGCGCCGACGACGGCGCGCCGCCGCCGCCGCCCGCGGACGCGGCGUCCCCGGCCGCCGAGAAGAAGAAGAAGAAGACGACGCCGCCGCCGGACGAGGAGGACCCCGGCAAACCGGCGCCGCGGCUGCGAAACUCCCCGCCGAUGCGAUCGCCCGUGUACGACCCCAACCGCGGCGGGUACGUCCCGGACUCCGUCCGACGCCCCCUCCACGGGUUCGCCGCGCCGUCUUCCCCGCCGCCGCCGUCGUACGGCGGCGGGAGGGAGCUCGCGUACGCGGACGUCCCCGGGUUGGAACACCACGGCGGCGGCGGCGAGAUGAUGAUCCCUUCGCGGUCGCACCCGUCCACCCCGGGCGGGUUCGACGGCGGCGUCGCGCGGCCUCUCCACGACCCGCUCGCGGUCAGAGGCCGCACGCCGUCGUCUCGCGGCGCGACGCCGAACCCGCGCGAGCUGAAGCGCAUCGUCGAGGAGCUGCAGCACUCGCAGGACCGCCUGAGGCGCGUUCUGUCGUACGCCGGUCCCCGUACGACCGCGUUUGCGCGGCUCGAGAUGGAGGCGCAGGCGAGGGAGCUGAAAGACGUGCAGCUGGAGGCGCAGCGGCUCGCGAGAGAGCGCGACCUCGCCGAGCGCGAGCGCGAUCUGCAGUCGCAGCUGAACGCGAUCCGGGUCGACAUCGAGGGCGGCGGGAACGGCAGCGUGCGGUCGUCGUUCGAGUUUGACCGGCGACAGGGCGCCGCUCUGAGAGCGUCGCGGGAGAGCGGCGGCGGCGGCGGCGAUAUAUCGCGAGAAGUCCGCCGCUCGCUCGUGCUUCCCAUCGACGGCGACCCCGUGGACGGGUUCGUCGUCGACUCGCGGUUCGUGCGCGUGGACGCGCCGAUGACGGGCGACGAGACCGCGAACUUGGUGAGGAGAGGGGCCACGGUGCGGCCCGGGGAGUUUGGCAAGGCGGUGAGAGCCGGUCGAGAGAAUCGGAUUCCCAAGGCGCCGAGGGAUCCGAGGACGGAGCAGCGGAUCCGCGCGAGGAAGAAGCGCGAGGCGAUGGAGGGACGGCCCGCGUGGGGGGGCGGGGGCGGGGGGAGUGGGGGGAGUAAGGCGAAGCCGACGCGAUGGCACUGA
Molecule: messenger RNA, 2388 nt
Organism: Micromonas pusilla CCMP1545
Lineage: Eukaryota; Viridiplantae; Chlorophyta; Mamiellophyceae; Mamiellales; Mamiellaceae
Exons: 4
Coding region: 1-2388 (795 amino acids)
Biological process (GO): positive regulation of cytokinesis
Cellular component (GO): microtubule; spindle pole; centrosome
Source: RefSeq, a predicted model, not a curated record